Podospora pseudocomata is the source of this 1374-nucleotide messenger RNA. RefSeq lists its product as uncharacterized. NCBI's taxonomy places the organism in Eukaryota, Fungi, Ascomycota, Sordariomycetes, Sordariales, Podosporaceae. The record is from RefSeq and is a predicted model, not a curated record.
AUGCUCGAUCUGGUUACAUCUAUUGCUAGCUUCGCCUACCAGACCUUUUUGAUCUACAACGGCCUGGGAGAUGAUGCCAAAGAUCUCGCGAAAGAGAUCAAAAGUAUCUCAGGGAAAACAAGCACAUGUAAAAAGGUCUAUGAGCGGGUCUAUUCAGGGGCGAUUCGGGUCUCCUUCCCCGAGCAGUUGCAGCGAAGAUUGAUUACCAGUUUGGAAAGAUGUCAGAAGACGUUGUCAGAAGCUGAGGAGAAGUCAAACAAGCUUCUCAAAAGUCGAAGCCGCAUACUCCUCCAAGUUCUAGACCCCGAUGAGGUGAAAAGGUUGAGGGACAAUUUGCGGUCGAGAGACAAAGACCUGCGAUCAGUUGUGGAGGACAUCCACCUGGAGAUAGGCGCCCAAACACUCAAAGACGUGCGCCAAAUAAAAGACAUGUCCUACCAGACCAAGAAUAUCUCCCGCCAAGCAAGAGACACGGCCGACCAAACAAAAAGAAUGACCUCCAAAUUACAAAGUGACGUCCAAAAAAACGGCACCGUAGCCUGCCAAACACAGGCCACUGUCCUCAAUAUCGAAUCCCAACUCAAAAAACUCAUCAAGGCAUCCUGCGCACCGAGUCCAGGACGCAAUUUGCAGAUUGGGUUCCGCCAUUGUGACCCCGAUCAAUCCGACAACAAAAUUGCUCUUGUCAGCUUCCUGCUCGAUGAGGGGGCUGAUCCAAAGCUUACCACUGAAGGUGCUCAGUCAACAUCCCUACACCUCGCUGCCUACAACAACAACGUGAAAGCACUGAAGGCUAUUAAGAGAAGCUUGGUGCCGGAGGACGACGGACCUGCUGAUGCCAAGACACUCGCAGCUCGAGCUACAAAGCUUCCUGUAUUCACCAAGGAACAAGAGGUGACGACACUACCCCGUCGACCUUCAACUUCGAUGAGUACGGUGUUAACCGUGCAGCGCUAUAGACGUCACAAAAAGGAAUGGAAGAGUCUCCUAUAUAAGGCCAACAAGAACGGUAGGAAUGUCCUUCACAUGGUUGCUUGGGGGGCAGCACCUGAGGCGGCCGAGUUUUUGGUUAGCGAGAUUGUGAGAGAGAGGCUAAGUGAGCGGUUGGUUAGGGAGCAGGACGACAAGGGAAGAACGCCUUGGGAUGUCUUGUCUGGAAAAUUUUUCAGGGGGGAUAAGGAUGGAAGAGUGUUCAGGAAGAUGAAGACUGCGUUAGAAAAGGCGGGUGCCCACUUGGCUGCAGCUCAAGAGAAGGAGCUAGCAAAGGAGGUACAGGCUAAGGCGAUACCUCAAGUCGACGAGCAACAUGAAGAAUGCGUCAAAGACCACUCCACGCCAGCAACCACGCCGGAGCCCGCCUCGAAGCAGGUCUGA